Molecule: messenger RNA, 11664 nt
Organism: Homo sapiens (human)
Lineage: Eukaryota; Metazoa; Chordata; Mammalia; Primates; Hominidae
Gene: HS3ST3A1
Product: heparan sulfate-glucosamine 3-sulfotransferase 3A1
Exons: 2
Coding region: 8876-9499 (207 amino acids)
Biological process (GO): branching involved in ureteric bud morphogenesis; heparan sulfate proteoglycan biosynthetic process
Cellular component (GO): Golgi membrane
Molecular function (GO): sulfotransferase activity; [heparan sulfate]-glucosamine 3-sulfotransferase activity
Source: RefSeq, a predicted model, not a curated record
GCUCACACCAACCAAUUCUCCAACUCUCCAGACACCAAGUAGGUGUUCAACAACUCAAUUCAAUUCUGACACUAUCUACCUGGAGUUAGCAUCCUAUCCCUGGAGUUAAGGGCUCAGUCCCUCCCACAAGGCUGCCCCAUAUCAGAUGCUAAUCCCAAGUCCCAGGCCUCCUGUACUUCUGACUGACUGGCUAAAUAUCAAGGGUUCUCAUAACCCCUUUCUUAGGUUCAAUAAUUUGCCAGAACAACUCACAGAACUCAAAAAAGACUGUACUUAUUAUAACCAGUUUAUUGUCAAGAAUACAACUCAAGAACAGCCAAAUGGAAAAGAUGCUUAGGGCAAGGUGUGGAGGAAGGGCAUGGAUCUUCCCAUGUCCUCUCUGGGUGCACAGCCUCCCAGCACCUCCGUAAGCUUUCUGAACCCUGGUUGUUUAGGGGCUUUUAUGGAAGUUCCAUUACAUAGACAUGAUGAACUAAAUCACUGGCCAUUGUUGAUUAGUUCCAAUUCCAGCCCUUUCUCCCCUCCAUGGAGGUUGUAGGGUGAGGCUAAAAGUUCCAACUCCCUAAUGGUGCGUUGGUCUUUCUGGCAACCCGUUCCCCUGAAGCUAUCUAGGGGCCCCCCAACCAUCAGUCAUCACAUUUACUUGCAAAAGGCACUUAUUACUCCCAAAAUUCCAAGGGCUUUAGGAGCUGUGUCAGGAACUGGGGACAAAGACCAAAUUUUUUUUAAUGAUCACAGGACUUUAAAAGGAAAGACAUAGUGUUAGAUGCUAUGGGGAGGGAUGAAGUUGAAGACUUAUUUUCUUCCCUUGAGGUGAAUGGGAGUGAUGGAUGGGUCUCUGUGUAAGACAUGUGGUCAUAGAAUUUAAUAGCCAAAAGAAAUUUGGUAAUCAUUAAAUCUAAUGUAUAUUCUGUGACGGGUUCCUAGGCAACUGCAAAACAUGAAAUUCCAUGGUUAAAUAAGUUUGCUAAAAGUUGCAUACCAUAUGAAGUUUUAUACUGCUUAGUAGCCCAUCGGAAGGUCUGAAAAGUUUUAGAGUAAAGAUUAAACACAUUUUUCUCAGCUCUCCCUACACUUGUCUCCAGAAUCCCUUUUAUCAUGACACAAGUAUUUUCAUUUAUUCAACAAAUAUUUAUUGAACAACUGCUGCUUGGCACUGUACUACGAAAAGUUGGUGUUCUAGAGGACACAGUUUGAGAAAUGAUGAUCUUGUCCAACUUCAGCGAUUUUCAGGUGAGCAAAUUAAGUCUAUGAAUAAUCACAUUUUAGUCAAAGGAGGUAGUUAAAGAGAGAGGCUGAAAGAGGGGGUGCCAUUUCCAUAGGGAAAUCAGUAGGAAAAAUCUACUGCAAGAUAACGGCAAUUAAGAAGCGUAAUAUGGGCUGGGCGCAGUGGCUCACGCCUGUAAUCCCAACACUUUGGGAGGCCGAGGCGGGUAGAUCACGAGGUCCGGAGAUCAAGACCAUCUUGGCCAACAUGGUGAAACCCUGUCUCUACUAAAAAUACAAAAAUUACCUGGGCGUAGUGGCACACGCACUUGUAAUUUCAGCUUCUCGAGAGGCUGAGGCAGGAGAAUCUCUUGAACCUGGGAGGCAGAGAUUGCAGUGAGCCAAGAUCACGCCGCUGCACUCCAGCCUAGCAACAGAGUGAGACUCCGUCAAAAAAAAGAAAGAAAGAAAAAGAAAAAAGAAACAUGAUAAGGAGUUGUAGAAAUGGUUUCAGAGGCAGAUUCAUUUUUUCCUGGGAGUGGCAUAUAAAGAUAAAGGACUAGAUAAGAUGAAAGUGCUUGCAUCUUAGUGGUGAGGAGUUGGUCCACGUGGUAGACAGUCAAUUUUAUGAAGUCAGAGAGGGCGGACAGGUGGAAAUUAGUCAGAUAAAUGCACAUACGCACUCUCUCUCUCAAACGACCCCCAGAGCUGGCAAGAGGCUGGAGAUCAGAUUCACCUGGUACUUUUUUUUAAAUUAUUUUGAGAAGGAGACUCGCUCUGUCACCCAGGCUGGAGUGCAGUGACACAAUCUCGGUUCACCGCAGCCUCUGCUUCCUGGGUUCAAGCGAUUCUCCUGCCUCAGCCUCCUGAGUAGCUGGGACUCUAUAGGUGCGCACCACCACACCCGGCUAAUUUUUGUAUUGUUAUUAGAGAAAGUUUCACCAUGUUAGCUAGGCUGGUUUCGAACUCCUGACCUCAAGUGAUCCAUGCGCCUCGGCCCCCGAAAAUGCUGAGAUUACCACCUGAUGCUUUUUAGCAUUUUGCUGGAUGUACUGAGUGAUGCAGACAUGAGCAACGGAGGUUUCUCCCGGGACUCCGUGGAGGAGGUGAUGCAGCCGCAGCUCCAGGAUCAGCAAACACUGGUGUCCUAAGCAUAGUGGGGUUAUUUCAGAUGUCACAAAACCAAAAUCUCUGUGGCCCAGUGGAGUGUAACAAAAGAUACACAAACCUCUUCCAUGCAGAGAGAUACAUAGCUCUCCGGUAUAGCUAGGGAGAAAGAAGGAAAGAUUUCUCAGAUGGUGAAGGCAGGCCAAUCGAAGAGAAAAGGCCAGAAAUAAAACUCCACCACGAUGAGAAGCAACCUCUGUGAGGAGUUACUGGGGGAAGAGUCCCCUGUGGAAUGAGCACUGAUGUCUCCAUUCAUUGUGCAGGUCCCUCUCACACUGCUUUCAUUACUUGAACACUAUCUGGUGUCAUUAAGAUAUCAAUUUUAUUUAGGUAUAUCUGCAUUGGCAGUUUAAUUAUGUCUGGGUAAGGCCCGAUAUUUAUUCAUGGGUGAUCUUGGUAGUUGUCAGACACCAGCCUGAAGAUAAAGGCGUCCAUGCCUGAGGAAUGCUAAUGCUCCCCAGCCUGUCAUUUGACAAGCGCACAUGCCAGUUACUACCAAACUGAUUAUUUCAAUCAUUAACAACACAUGCAUCAGCCUCCUUCACCCGAGAUUGCCACGUGCAUUCAUCUUUUCAUAAACAGUUAUCUGACAAGGGUGCUGAGAAUUGAUGUUCUGGGGGGAAUUGCCCAACUUGCCUUAGCUACGGAUGCAGCAAGCUGAACGCCCCGCUUAGCAUCGUCAUUUCAUUAAUCAGAUUAGCACAACGCCCAAUUGAGUGAGCACCAUGUUCCUAAACAAUCUCCAAUCAGGGUUCCUUUCUGUUGUCCAUGCUGGUGGCUGCACUUUUUUUUUUUUCCUGGAGGGUUCAGCUUUGCAGAUCCUCUUAGAAAACUUGGAUCUUUGCUUAUCCCACCACCCAUCCCAUUUAUAAUAAUUACUCUUGUUCCAAGGAGCAGGGUGCGGGGAGAGGCUCUGGGUUUGUGGAGGCGCCAUCUGCUCCUUAUUGCUCACCUGAGUCAGAGCCUCCUGACAUCACUUCUCUGCAGCAAUGAGAGCCAGAUAUCCACACAAAGAGGCUGGGGCUGUGCCAGACGGCGCAGGGCCUGAAAAGUGAUGAAUGAAAGAAAUGUGAAACAGUAAAACUGCUCCCAGGCAGCGAGCCCUUCCUUCAAAGGGUGACUCACAGAAAAGGCAGUUUUGCCUUAGUUAGGAAGGUCGUCCCAGACCCCUACAGCUGAAGGACUAGCAUUUGUUUCUCUACACUCACAGCUUGUGCAGAUCGCAUCUCACCCAUCAGGGAAAAGAGAACACUCUGUUCAGUUUCACUAAGGCUUUUUGUUGCUCUUCUUCUUAUGAUGUAAGGCAAACUUCCAGGGUUUGGGUUUUUAAUGGUUUUAUAUGAUUACCUUUUCAUGAGAAGCACAGUUAUAUUUAUAUUUUUAAAGCAAACCCAAAGUAAGAAAAAAUGUAUAUAUUUUCAUCAUAUGAAUGGAAAGCAUUAUAUAUUUUUUCUUUUCUUGGAAUAUUUUCAUUUGAUGACACCAAUGGCAUGAUGAUGAUGAUAAUGUUUUCUAUUUAUUUGAUGCUUUACUAAUAUAUUCUUUUCAAUUUUCACAAAAACUGUACUUUCUUUUUAAAAAGAUUUUUGGAAACUGAGAUGAAGAGACUUUGGGCAACUUGCCCAAGAUAAUGAGCUACUUAGUGGUAACCCUUGAUGAGAGGGUUUUAAAAUCCUACUUUUACCACUUAAAAGUCAUCAUAGAGUCCUGGUAGUCCAACAUUCUUUGUGAUGCUUCGGAAUCCAGAUCGAUGGUUAUUUAUGAGAUGGGAUCUUACCCACUUUUGUUAUGUAGCUCAUUCUCAUUCUUCUUUUGAAAAGCUUUAACAGUUAAAAAUUCCUUUUUUAUCAUUGAGACAAAUUCCUUAUUUUUUAAAACAUUUCCAACCAGUUCUAGAUUUCCUUCUAGAUUCACAGAGAACAAAUCUGAUUCUGCAUGUAUUAGGUUGGUGCAAAAGUAAUCGCGGUUUUUGUCAUUGAAAGUAAUAGCAAAAACUGCAAUUACUUUUGCACCAACCUAAAAGUAGUCACUGUCUUCAGAUAUUUAAAAACAGCCAUAAUGUCUUCUGGAAACUUCUCUUCUUCAGACUGAUUCCAAAUGUUGAAGUUGUGGCACUGUAUUAGUCUGCUUGGGCUAUGUCAGAGAAAAAAAAAUAUUUUUUCUCUACUUCCACACAUCUCUCGAUAUAACACUUCUGACACUACAUUCUCCAGCACACAUCAUCUGGGUGUCUUAUUCAAUUCAGUUCCGACACCAUCAACCUGUAGACAGCAUCAGAUAUCAUAGGUUAAGGGCUCAGUCUCACAAGACUGCCCCCCACUUUAAAUGCUUGUUGCGAUUAGUAUACCUCUGAUUGAUUAUCUGGCUAUAAAUUGGGGUUUUCCAUGAACGCUUCAUUAGAUUUGUUUAAUUUGCUAGAGUGGCUCACAGAACUCGGGGAAACACUUAUGUUGACCCACUUAUUACAAAGGAUAUUACAAAGGAUACAGAGGAGCAGCCAGAUAGAAGAGAUGCAUAGGGCGAGGUAUGUAGGAAGGGGUUUGGAGCUCCCAGAUCCCUGGUUGCACCAACCUCCAGGAACUGCUGUGUGUGCAGCUCUCUGGAAGCUGUCAGAACCCAGUCUUGGGUUCUUGUAGAGGUCUCAUCACAUAGGCAUGAUUGAUUAAACCACUGGCCAUUGGUGAUGAACUCAAUCUUCAGCUCCUCUUUCCACCCCAGAGGUGUGUGUGUGGUGGUAGUGGGGGAGCUGAAAGUUUCAACCCUCUAAUUACAACAUUCCCCUGGCAACCAUCCCCCAUCCUGAGGCUAUCCAGGAGCCCCCAGCCACCAGUCAUCUCAUUAACAUUCACAAAGAAAUUUAUUGCUUUAGAUUCCAAGGGUUUUGGGAAUGAUGAGCCAGGAAACAGGAAGACCAAAUAUCAAAAUAUGGUAGCCUGUGAUAUUUCGAAAUAUCACAGGCUACCAUAACAAAGUGCCACAGGCUGGGGGACCUAAACAACAGUUUAUUGUCUCACAAUUCUGGAGGCUGGAAGUCUGAGAUUGAGGAUGGGUAGGGUUGUUCUCUCCCGCGACCUCUCUCCUUGGCUUGCACAUGGCCACCUUCUCUCUGUGUCUUCACACAACCUUUCCUCUGUGCAGACAUACUCCUGGUAUCUCUUCCUCUUCCUUUAAGAACACCAAUUCUGUUGGAUCAGGGAUCUACUCUUCCAACCUCACUUAACCAUUUUUUUUUUUUUUUUUUGGAAACAGAGUCUCGCUCUGUUGCCCAGGCUGGAGGGCAGUGGCGCAAUCUCUGCUCACUGCAACCUCCACCUCUCCCGAGUUCAAGUGAUUCUCAUGCCUCAGCCUCCCAAGUAGCUGGGACUGCAGGUGCACGCCACCAUGCCCAGCUAUUUUUGUAUUUUUUAUAGGGAUGCAGUUUUGCCAUGCUGGCCAGACUGGUCUCAGACUCCUAACCUCAAGUGAUCCACCUGCCUUGGCCUCCUAAACUGCUGGGAUUACAGGCAUGAACCACUGUGCCCGACCCCUCAUUUAACUUUAAUAACCUCCUUUAAUGCCCUUUAAUCUUCAAAUACAGUCACAUUGAGAGUUGAGGCUUCAACUUACCAAUUUUGAGGGGAUAUAAUUCCGUCCAUUCCAGGUAUCAAUGAAGUCAAGGCAUCCAUUCCUUCAACAUGCUUUACUACAUGUACAGAAACCACAGCAAGUCAAGAUUGUUCACAGUUGAAAGAGGUUUCUGGAGGUGUGUGAACCAUCUGAACUUCAUCCUCUUUCUUCAAGUAGCCUUCAAGAUUUGUGCCCACUGAACGAAUGCUAUGGAAACUGCCAACAGAUGACCAUCUGGUCACGAUGUUCAAAGGCUCAACCUAAACAACAUUGAAAAUUACCAAAACUAAGGCAAAGGGUAUGAUUCUACUAAAGAAAGAGACUCCUUAAGGAGCAAGAGUCUCUAGGAACUGACUCUUCAGCAGUACUGAAUGUAAAAUUGGAAUAACCACCCUCUCAAAUCUCAGAGAAACUGGACUUAGGGCUCUUUUUUUAUUAGAAUGUGUUUGGGAAGGUGGACAGGGUGAUUGUAUCAACUGGCCCUUCCAUUCCCAAUGUGUGUACCAAGAGCGAGUGAGACAGUGAUGAAUUACCCAGGAUGAGGUUAGAAUAAUUUAAUAAAAAGAGGUGGAAAUGGGGUCUUUAAUUCCUAACCUUUUGAGCUGUGGCUAAAAUCCAUUAAUAGAACAUGGAUUAAGAGUCCAAAGUAAGAUUACUCAGCAUCACCCGCCAGUGAAUCACUCUGGCACUUGGGUCAGAAUUAAUAUCUGAGAAUUCUUUGAAACUUUAUGGCUGGAAUUUUUCUUUCCCCCUGGCUUGGCUUCUUUUGUAGUCUUAGCCUCUUUAGCAGAGGAGAUAGGAAAUCUUUGGCAUCCAUUCAAAAACUCAUUCAAACCACAGAGUAGAACUUUAAAGGAGGCCUUUGGGGAUAUGUGGGGUCAGUUGGAAUAGUUUAUAUCAUAGCUUUCAGUUUAAAACAAUUUUUUACAGCAUCAGUAGGGAGAAUUAUAUCACAAUACAUAAAUAGAUUUAGCAGGAUUUACAAAUCCACAUGUGUUCCCUUAAGCAGUAGUUUUCAAAUAUUUGAUGACCUUAGAACUCCUAGUUCAAAUGAAAUUUUACACUGAAGUGAAAAUGAACACUGAUAAAAGGGGAGUUUCUCUGCUUAAAUAAGGAUGUGAGGUCCCAGAGAUCCCUUCUGCCUUUCCCUUUUGCUCUUUUGGGUAGCCCCUAAGGGGAAUGAAUGCCAAGAUCUUCCAGGAAGAUAGAUUGAAUGCUUUUUCUCUAGGAGACUCUUGUUCUACAGUGAAGUUCGCUCAAUGAACCACAGAAAUGUGUGAGCAAAGGCUGAUCAUUAAGUGGUAAGUCACACCUCUCCUUAAGUUUUGAAAAAAUAUUUUGAAAGUGAUAUCUGGUCUUCCAACGUAAAUGCAGAGAUGAAAGAAACAGACUUUUCUUUCUCCACAGCAGGAGCACUUAAAAGUCUUUGACUAUUUAAACUACUGGAAAAAGGUACAUUUUAUCAAUUGAGCAUGCAUUUUUAGUCCAUCAAAUCAUACAAUGUUGAAGAUGGAAGGAACCCUAGAAAUUGAUAUCAAAUGAGGCAAUUACACAAAAUGCUUUGGAACCUGUGAAACAUUUUGCAAGAGUAAAAUUUGAUGAUGAUAUUUAACCCUUUCCACUAACUAGAGCUUUAAUGCACCUUUAAUGUUUAACCCUGAACCCUUUGGCAAGAACUCAGAAAGGGAAAAACCACCCUGCCCAGUGUCAAGCUGCUGGUCAGUGACACAGAUAACACUAGAACAUUAUAGAUUGUUGCUUGAAGACAUUGUGAUCUGUCACAAAAGCCUAGGAAUCAGAGGUCAAUCAGAAAUUAGAAAGAAAUCGUUUACUUUCUCACUCACAAAAAUAUGUUUUAUUUAUACCUAAGGUGGAUCCCAAGGGACUACUUUCUGUUGGAACACAAAAGAGAAGUCUAUCAGUCUUGAUCUGCAAAUCUAAACCAUGUUUUAGAGAGGGGAUUUAGGCUUAUUUACUAACUAAGCCCAAACUGGGGUGCCCAGGAGCACCCUCUCUUUGUAGCUCUAGUGACACAUUUUGAGCAAAUGGGUGGAAUCUCAUCUUACAUGGUUGGUGGUGAGCUUCUAAAAUGAGUAAAGAAGUUAAAGAUCAUACAAAAUCAGAAUUUUUUUCUGAGGACCCUUCAGACUCUUAGAAGCUCAACGACAAAUCAUGUGUUAAUACUAUUGUCUAUGGAAAUUUCACUGACAUGUUCCUUUUCCUGUGACAUUGGAAGCUAACGUCUCUUUCGAAUUGAGGAAGGCAGCAUAAAUAAGGUGUUUUGUCUUCUUUGUGCUUGAUUGCUUGAAUAUGAAUCAUGUGCUCUGAUUCCUAAACAAGUUGCCUGUUUGACUUACAAAUUGACUCAUGGUGCUAGAACUGGUCUGAAGCUCAAGUCAAUUUGAAAUGAGAAUCCAAUAACAAACACGCAGUGAUGUUUAAAGAAAAAGAUGUUCUUUGCCAAUGUCUCUAACCUGUGAAGUGAAAUUAUGGAGAGUGACCACUAACUCCCUGAGCUGACCAUUAGUACCCUCAUCCACGCUAGGGUUGAGAAAAACAUUGGGAGCUAGUACGGUUGACUGUCUCCAUAGAUAUGCCAACUAUUUCUCCCACCCAUAUUUGUGCAUUCCAUUUACCCCAUCCAGAUACGGAAUCAUGGAAUCUAAUUAUGUUCACUCCACUUGGAUUUGAGCUGGCCUUGGGAUUUGCAUCAGCUACUAGAAUGUGGCAGCAGCAAUGUUGUGCCAACUCCAGGCUUAGCCACUUAGAGCCCUGACAGCUUCUGCUGUGGCUCACCUUGGAGCCCUGAGCCACCAAAUAAGGAAUUCAACAACCCUGCUGAGGAGAGGCCCAGACAGCUCCCAGAUCUUCAGCCACCACAGCUGAGGACCCAGAUAUGGACCUGAUGCCCAGAACCCUGGACGGGCAGAUCACCAUGGAGAAGACGCCCAGUUACUUCGUCACGCGGGAGGCCCCCGCGCGCAUCUCGGCCAUGUCCAAGGACACCAAGCUCAUCGUGGUGGUGCGGGACCCGGUGACCAGGGCCAUCUCGGACUACACGCAGACGCUGUCCAAGCGGCCCGACAUCCCCACCUUCGAGAGCUUGACGUUCAAAAACAGGACAGCGGGCCUCAUCGACACGUCGUGGAGCGCCAUCCAGAUCGGCAUCUACGCCAAGCACCUGGAGCACUGGCUGCGCCACUUCCCCAUCCGCCAGAUGCUCUUCGUGAGCGGCGAGCGGCUCAUCAGCGACCCGGCCGGGGAGCUGGGCCGCGUGCAAGACUUCCUGGGCCUCAAGAGGAUCAUCACGGACAAGCACUUCUACUUCAACAAGACCAAGGGCUUCCCCUGCCUGAAGAAGGCGGAGGGCAGCAGCCGGCCCCAUUGCCUGGGCAAGACCAAGGGCAGGACCCAUCCUGAGAUCGACCGCGAGGUGGUGCGCAGGCUGCGCGAGUUCUACCGGCCUUUCAACCUCAAGUUCUACCAGAUGACCGGGCACGACUUUGGCUGGGAUGGAUAACCAUAUAAUUUAAAAAGAAAAAAAAAAUCAAAAUAUAAUAUAUUUUUUUACCAAUCGGUAGAGAAGAGACAGUUUAAUAUUUGUGCUGAAAAUAUGUUUCAGUAUUUUUUUCAAUGAAUGUUAAGAGAUUGUUCUCACUCCCGCCCCAUCUUAAUGUAUAACCAACACCAAACACGUGGAUCAACAGAAAAGGAAAAUUUCACUCGUCUAAACACUUUCAAUUUUCAGUUUUUAUUUUAUGUUCUAUAUACCCAGUCAUAAAGUAUAAGCAUCAGUUGUCAUUAAAAGUUUUCAGAAAAUCUUGAGGUUAAACAUCUCUCUCUCUUUUUUUAAAAUACAAGGCCCUGAUAAAAUUGAUAUCUAUCCUUAUAUUUUUCUCCCUUUUUCCCGUGCCACUUUUUCUUAAAUUAUUUCCCAGUUAGUAUUAUCAUAUGUUUGUACCCGUCACAGUUUUCAUAGUGCUUUCAAAUACACCUUUUUGAUCAUUAAAAUAAAAAAAUAAAUCUUGCUCUGUUGUAUAAGAUCACAAUAGGUAAAUAUUAUUAUCCCCAUUUUACAGAAAGGAAAACUGAGUCUUUGGGAGGUGAAAUAAUGUAUCUAAAGGUCAAAUGUUGGAUGGACCCUGGACAAAAUUCCAUCUUCCACUUGUUCCCUAUUUCAUGUCACUUUUUCCAGGGAGAAUGGAAAAGAAGACAUCUGCACCUUUAGAAAUGGUUAGGUAGUUUUCAGAUGAUAUGAAAAGGGAAAGAGAGCCCCUUGUUUUCUAAAUUCCCAGGCUACCCCUCAUGGCACCCAGUCUCAUUACAUAGUUGUGUCCAAGAAAACCACUGAGACCUGGACACAACCUCUCUUAAGAGCCAGUCUUGCCUCUUGGCUAUUUAAAGUACACUGAGAUAUGGAAAUCUUGACUGAUGAAUGCUUGAUUGAAUUGGAGAGGAAUUAUUGGAUUCUUGCAUGGAGGACAAGGUGGCCAGCCACACUAGGGGUAGCACAAGAUGUGUUAGGAACGUAACUUACCCAUUUGUUGAUUUAAUUGACUUUAAAAAAAAAAAAGAAACAGAUUUCAAUUAGCACUUACAGGUAUGAGUCUCAUUUGUUUUUUAGUUUACCUCUUUUUAAAGAGAGAAAACCUACCUUUCUUUGUAAUAUCUCACUUCUAACUUUGGAGCUAGUACUCUGAAAGAAUUAAUUAGCAGUUCGUUUAAAAUGUUUUUAUUUUUCAUGGAUGGAGGACUAUCAUUUUGUCACUUUAUUCCCCCCUCCCACUUCCUAUUUAUACCAUUUAUAACCUAAUGUUCAGUAAUAUUUGGAAAAAUAUUCUAGGAAAUGCAUUUGUGGGUAAAAUGGUGGCUUUUCCUCUUCUCUCGUCUGUUUCUGCCCAUCCCCCAUUUAAAUCACUCAAAUAAAUCAAUAGUUUAUUAACAGUAUUCCUUUCCUCUCUGAGUGGGUAUUAACAAGAUUAGCAUUAAUGGGAAUUAAAUUGGUUUAGAGAGGAACACAUAUGCACGAAAUAUAUAAAACAUUUAUAAUUAGCCUGUCAGCAACAUUUUAUUAGAAAUUUAAACCCAAGAGGAAAAAUGUCUUCUAUUUCAUGGAAGUUUUCUUUAUCUGCCAAAAUUUAAACGACCAGACACUCUAAAAUAAUAUUCUUUUUCUUCUUUAAUGUUGUCAAUCAAAAGAAACUAAAGUUGUUUUAAAAUAUGCAGUACAAUUGUACAUUUACCAUAGCUGCUGCAUUAGGUGAUGUAAAUAUUUCUUGAGAAGCUUAACACAGGAUUAAAAUGAAGGAAAAAAUAUUUUAAGUGUUAGAUAUUUUGUCAUUGCUCCAAAUCUUUGGAUUUAUCUGUUAAUAUCCCAUUUAUAGAAGUUAAGUAAACCCCAAAUCCAGGUCACCUUUUUUCAGUUGAUUUCCUUCAUGUCUAUGCUCUCAAUUUCCCAGUGCCACAGACUGUUUUUAUUCUACUUGAAUCACUAGCUGCAACAAGAUACUCAUUUUAAACUCUUGUCAUCAUUUCUCUUAGCUCAUUUUGUUUGUACAACUGAUUCUUUUGUAAGUGUUUGCUUGGCAUUAUGCAAAAGUGGCUUGCACAAAGAAACAAUUGCAUUCUGCAACCUUCAUUUUUUUAAUGUGAAAGAAAUAAAAGAACAGAAUUGAAUGCAAAGGA